Molecule: messenger RNA, 279 nt
Organism: Linum trigynum
Lineage: Eukaryota; Viridiplantae; Streptophyta; Magnoliopsida; Malpighiales; Linaceae
Source: the annotation of a GenBank genome assembly
AUGGUUCCCUCGUCCGUCAUUGAGGAUGCAGCAGUUCAGGAAGCUUACAAUGAAGAUGUCGCUUCUCCUCUGUCAGCGCAGAGCACACCCUUCGCGGACUCGAGCAGCACGCCCCCACCCACUGAUAGGUCUCCCUUGUCGUUCGUUCCUGCUGGAGCCUCUUCUCCCUUGCCGUCACAGGCUACUUCAUUGUUAGCUUCCCCUUCCGCGCCGGCUAGCGCGUCUUCUGCUUCUGUUCCGGAUCCUCCACCUCUUCGCCGUAGCGAUCAAGUUCGGUAG